UACGUUGUUCGCAAAGGAAUACAACAGCAAUUGAACAGGCAGGAGCAACAACCUGUAAUCAUCAAGUGGUAGCUACUUGUGCUGUCCCAGGAAUCAAAUGCCGAGAGCCGAGACCGAGCGACAGAGGAAGGUGUAUUUCUUGGGUAAACAGGAUUCCACGAGAUGACCAAGCAAGAUCACUCGGAUUGGUGCUACCACGGAAUUCGCAGCGGCUGUCUUGUGGUUGGUAUCCUCUAAUAUAUAGGGGCAUUGACAUAGUAGUCACUUAGAGAUAGCGUGUUCAAGUAACGAGAGGUACAUGCGUCGAAUACACCGCGGACACUCAACGAAUCAGCGUGGUGUCGUCUAUCCCACAGCAGCAGAAGUCUUUGAUCGACCCUGAACGCCUGAACGCCACGAGUCGCCCCCCCUUCAUCCGUCUCGCAUACCUCUUCCAGAGUCCUCCGAGCACUGAUAUUCCACAUGGGUGAAGCUGCCAUGGAAAGAGCCCCAGCCUCAGAUGCGAGCGAGGAUCCGGUACUACAAACACUCGAAUACACGGCUCAAGAAGAAUCGACCAGCCCUUCUGAGCCAGAGCUACCUCCUGAGGAGGGUCUCCGGGGCUGGCUCUCCGUAGCAGGGGCCUGGCUAUGCCUGUUCUGCACUUUCGGCUUUCUGGCUGCCAUCGGCGUCUUCCAAACCCACUACCAAGAGACAAUACUACAAGACUACACCCCAGACGCCAUAGCAUGGAUCUUCUCCAUCCAGAUAGCUCUCCUAUGGGCCCCCGGCGCCCUCUUCGGCCGGGUAAUCGACACCUACGGCCCCACCCCCAUCCUCGUCCCGGGUUCGAUCCUCUGCGUCCUGGGCCUGUGCAUGACGAGCCUCUCCACCCGCUACUACCAGAUCUUCCUCUCCCAGGGCGUCGUGUACGGCAUCGGGGCGGGCGGCGUCUUCACGAGCGGGAUGGUCUGCAUGGCGCAGUGGUUCGUCGGCCGCCGGGGGCUCGCCGGCGGGCUGGCCGCCUCGGGGAGCAGCCUCGGCGGGGUCGUGUUCCCGCUCUUCCUGGACCGGAUGAAGCGGCGCGUCGGCUUCCGGGGCGCCCUGCGCUACGCGGCCCUCUUGAUCGGGGCUUGUCUGGCGGUGGCUCUGUUUCUGGUCCGGGCGCGCCUGCCUCGUGCGAAAUGGGAUCCGAAUUCGAAGUGGUUUGAUGUGGCUCUCUUCAAGGAACGGCAGUUUGCUGUCUACACGGCGGGGGCGUUUUUGGCCAUGUGGGGAUUCUGGGGCCCUUUAAACUUCAUCCCAAGUAUGGCACUAGGCGCAGGCUUAGCACAAAGCCCUUCCAUCGAGUUGAUUUCGAUUAUCAAAUCACCUUCUCAACUUCAACAUAAACUUACCAUAGGGUCUCGGCAGUGCCGGAACAGCCCCUGGACGAAUACUGCCUGCUAUCUUUUCCGACAGGGUUGGGAUCUUUCAUGUAAUCAGUGCCUCCACCAUACUAAGUGGGAUACUGAUUAUGGGACUAUGGCUACCAUAUACCAACCAAACCCCGUCCCAUGCUGUGUUUAUAGGCUUUUCCGCAGCAUACGGUCUCGUCAGUGGUUCCUUGGUCUCCUUGCUAAUGCCCUGUGCGGCAAAAGCUGGGAGUUUGCAUACACUGGGUCAGCGCUUUGGCACGUUUCAGGUCAUUAUCUCCCUGAGCUGCCUCACUGGCUUGCCGAUAACAGGAGCUGUUCUGAAUUCACAGCAUAG
Diaporthe batatas is the source of this 1731-nucleotide messenger RNA. RefSeq lists its product as uncharacterized. Lineage: Eukaryota; Fungi; Ascomycota; Sordariomycetes; Diaporthales; Diaporthaceae. The record is from RefSeq and is a predicted model, not a curated record. Gene Ontology annotation, biological process: transmembrane transport. Gene Ontology annotation, cellular component: fungal-type vacuole membrane. The transcript has 6 exons. The coding region runs from base 463 to 1731 and encodes 422 amino acids. Gene Ontology annotation, molecular function: transmembrane transporter activity.